Sabethes cyaneus is the source of this 1588-nucleotide messenger RNA. RefSeq lists its product as uncharacterized. NCBI's taxonomy places the organism in Eukaryota, Metazoa, Arthropoda, Insecta, Diptera, Culicidae. Bases 178 to 1482 code for a protein of 434 amino acids. The record is from RefSeq and is a predicted model, not a curated record. The transcript has 6 exons.
UCUCGCGAUUCGCAACAUCUGUGCAUGCGUUCAAAAUUGUUUACUCCGAAAUAUUGCACAACACUGGUCAACCCGUAGCAAAGAAGCAAUUUAUCAUACGUGUAUUCCGGUUUAAAUCUGUUCUAUCUUUUAUCAAAUUGUGCAUAUAUUUUUUGCUAGUUCGUAACGGUAGAUACAAUGAAUCCAGAGCCGGUUGAUACGGAAAAAGUUAUCAAUUAUAUCAACACAGAAAUUAUACCCGAUUUGGUAAAACGGCGUGUGUUGACCGUUGCACGUGAAUCCGGCGGCGACUGUCAGUUGGAUACCGUGGAAACCAAACCGCUGGCAGCGGAUGGAACGUUUAUGCUUACAAAUCUCUUCAAGGCCAAAGUAGUGUUACGUAGCAGUACAGCGUCCGGAAUUACACAAGUCUAUCAUCUUGCCGUGAAGGUAACCCCUGAGCUGCCGGAAGAGAUAUACAAUGGCUGCCAAUUCGACACUCUGUUCGAGAAUGAAACCACCGCAUACACAGAAAUUUUUCCUACGCUGGGAAAAUCGGACCUUUAUCCAAAAUAUUUUUAUUCCCAUCGGAAACCACGAGAAGCUGUAAUGGUGCUGAGUGAUUUCAAUGCCGACGGCUGGAAAAUGGCACCGAUGGUGGUGAAAUUGCCGCUGGAUUACUGUUUGCUUGCAGCCCGGGAGCUUGGAAGAUUUCAUGGUGAAUGCUAUGCUCUGAAGAUGGAAAAAAGUGAUUUGUUUGAAAGUAUUAUUAAAAAGUUUAAGGAAUCGCGAUACGGCGCUGAUCUGGGUGAUAUGAACUGGCUGGCUGCGAUGAAAACCGGUCCUAAACGGGCUAUCAAGGCCGUACGCGAAAGUGCUUUCAAGGAUCGUGUUCCAGAGGAGUAUUUGCAAAAACUCGGCCUUGUGCUGGAAGACCCCUGGAGUCAGCAAAUGCGAAGCGUAAAACCAAAAGAACCACUUGCUGUGAUUUGCCACGGGGAUUAUUUACGGAACAAUAUAGCUUUUAAAUAUGGUGAUAAAACGAACCCGGAAAAACCAACCAAUGUAAUGAUGUUCGAUUUUCAAACCCUUCGAUAUGCUUCACCAAUGAUUGACUUUACGAUAUUCAUUGCCAUCUCAACCGGAUAUGACGUGCGGGAGAAGCAUUUUGAAACUAUAUUCAAAGCCUACCAUGAAGAACUGGUGCAAACGCUUUGCAGUAUUAUCGCCACUAAUCCGAAUGAUUUGCCACAAUAUUACAGCUAUGAAUCGUUCCGGCGGGAGUUUGCACAGUAUUACCUGUAUGGUUUUAACAUUGCGUCCAGCUUCCUCGGCAUUCUGUACGAGCCAGCGGAGAGUACUUUUGCACUGGAAAGUAUGUCAACCGAGGAGAUUAUUGAAGAUACUAUGAAGCGCGGUGGACCAGCAUUGGAUAAAGAGCUGGCUGCCAUGGUUUAUGAGCUUUACCGGGAACACCAACGAUAUGGAAUUGAUCCCGAAUAGAACGUACUAAGGGGGGUAAUUUCGAGAGGCUGUUUAAUCAUGUAUUAUGGCUGAUUAGUUGUAAAUUGAUACUUUUCAGUUGAUAAUAUUUUUGUUAAAUAAAUGU